UUCAGGUGACUAGUCCAUCUCACACAACCACUCUCUGACGCUUGCUCUUUCCAUCUCUCUUGCUCUUGUGUGUUUUAUAGAAGAGUGAAGCAAAAGAAGAAAAACACAAGAUCCCAAUGGCCUCCAAGCUGGUUCUGAUCUUAGUCUUCGUCUUUGAUCUCAUCGCCUUCGCCCUUGCGGUCGCCGCAGAGCAACGCAGAAGCACGGCUUGGGUAGUAGCUGACGAGGAGAAGAACUACACAUAUUGUGUGUAUAAUUCCGACAUUGCAACCGGAUUUGGUGUCGGUGCCUUCUUGUUCUUGAUGGUGAGCCAAGUACUGGUCAUGGUUGCAUCCAAGUGCUUCUGUUGUGGGCCACCCAUGCAGCCCGGUGGGUCCCGCGCUUGUGCUCUCCUCCUCUUGCUCUCUUGCUGGAUAACGUUCAUCAUAGCCGAGUCAUGCUUGCUAGCAGGUUCAGUAGAGAAUGCAUAUCAUACCCGCUACCGAACCCUCUUCAUCAACGACCCUCCGUCGUGCCAAACCCUACGAAAAGGCGUAUUUGGCGCUGGCGCAGCCUUCGCGUUCUUCACUGCUGUCCUCACUGAAUUCUACUAUGUUUGUUAUGCGAAAGCUCACGAUACUAGCCUGAUCUCGGCUUAUGGCAAGGAGCCUACUGUUGGAAUGAGCUCCUACCGUUAGAUUUAACAGUGCUGGUUGAUGAAAUGGGGUGUUAUUUUGGUAGUAUAUGGAUGAUGAUAAUUUUUUUUUCCUUUUCAUUUGUGUAAUAUUUUGUGUGAUGUGAUCAUUGGGUGGUUUAUGUGUAGCUUGUUUUGCUUUAUCUAAUGUUUAGUAAUUAAUUUCCCGCAUUGCCUGAA
Molecule: messenger RNA, 853 nt
Organism: Asparagus officinalis (garden asparagus)
Lineage: Eukaryota; Viridiplantae; Streptophyta; Magnoliopsida; Asparagales; Asparagaceae
Exons: 3
Coding region: 117-677 (186 amino acids)
Source: RefSeq, a predicted model, not a curated record